UUGGGAUUGGAUUUUAUGAGUUUUCUUUGACAGAUUUAUUUAAUGUUACAUUGUACGGAAUUACAACAAGUAUUUUAAGUUUAUUGAAGCUAUUCAGUUAAAAUAAAAUGUCGUCUUUCCUCAUCGUUUAGUAAUGUAUCCCCAAAAUUUCUCUGCAUUUUGGAAUAACAGAUUUGCGCCUGUGUUGAACAUUCAUCUGGACGGAUACAGCACUACCCUACCACACCUUCCUUCGACAAGAAAACUCCUUUAAACUUAUCAGCUGAAUACAAUUAUAAAGAACAAGAGCAGUAUUAUUUGGAUUACUUUUACCUGAACAUGUUAUGCCAACUUGGAUGGCGUGGCUUUUGAGGGAACCUAACCCUGGUUGAUUUAAUUCUUCACAAUUGUGGUGGAGUUAACUUUUGACUAUUCUUUAGAAGACUACAGCAAUACAAUAUCAAAAUGGAUCAAGCAGGCGGUGGAGAAGAUCCUAAUAAAUCCAGUAAAAAGAAAGAAAAAGAGGAUGAAAGUAAAAACAAAAAGCUGAACAUACACAUAAAAACAUUGGCCGACGACAUGCGUGACCGAAUCACCAGUUUCCGGAAGACAGGGAAUAAGAAGGACAAGCCCCUGAUUCAGCACUCUACAGACCCGCUGUCUACCCAAGUAGAGAUGCCCAUGCCCCAACCUCUCUUCGAUGACCGUUCUAUGAAUCUCUCUGAAAAAGAGAUUAUCGACCUCUUUGAGAAGAUGAUGGAGGAUAUGAACCUGAAUGAAGAGCGCAAAGCCCCUCUGCGUGGGAAGGACCUGAGCACGAAGCGAGAGAUGGUUGUCCAGUACAUUUCCGCCACUGCAAAAUCUGGAGGACUGAGGAACAGCAAGCAUGAGUGCACACUGUCGUCACAGGAGUACGUCCACGAGCUGCGCUCUGGCAUCACUGAGGACAAGCUGCUCAACUGCCUGGAGUCCCUUCGCGUCUCUCUCACCAGCAACCCUGUCAGCUGGGUGAACAACUUUGGUCAUGAAGGCCUGGGACUGCUCUUAGAUGCCUUGGAAAAGUUGCUGGAUAAGAAACAGCAAGAAGGUAUUGAUAAAAGGAACCAGCAUAAGUUGAUCCAAUGUCUGAAGGCCUUCAUGAACAAUAAGUAUGGACUGCAAAGAAUUCUGGGAGAUGAGCGGAGCUUGCUUCUCCUGGCCAGGGCAAUUGACCCCAAGCAGACCAGCAUGAUGACUGAGAUAGUCAAAAUCCUCUCAGCUGUCUGUAUCAUUGGAGAGGAGAACAUCCUGGAUAAGAUCCUGGCUGCCAUGACGAUUGCGGCGGAGAGGAACAACAAGGAGAGAUUUGCUCCGAUAGUGGAGGGACUGGAGAAUCACGAGGCCCAACAACUCCAGGUGGCAUGCAUGCAGCUGAUCAAUGCCUUGGUCACCUCUCCGGACGAUCUGGACUUCAGGAUACAUCUGCGCAAUGAGUUCCUCCGCUGUGGCCUGAAGAAGAUCCUACCGGAGCUGAAAGAGACUGAGGAACUGGACAUCCAACUAAAGGUGUUCAACGAGAACAAGGAGGAGGACUCCAUUGAGCUCUCCCAUCGCCUCGAUGACAUCCGAGCAGAGAUGGAUGAUAUGGGUGAGGUGUACCAUCUACUGUCCAACAUGGUGAAAGACACAGGGUCCGAGACCUAUUUCCUGUCCAUCCUGCAGCACCUUCUCCUCAUCAGGAAUGACUACUACAUCAGACCUCAGUACUUCAAGGUGAUCGAGGAAUGUGUCUCUCAGGUAGUUCUCCAUCGCAGUGGGAUGGACCCAGACUUUGGAUACAGGGAGAGACUGGAUGUGGACUUCACCCACCUCAUUGAUCAGUGUGUGGAUAAAGCCAAAGUGGAGGAGAGUGAAUUGAAGGCUGGCGAAUUCUCCAAAAAGUUCGAUGAGGAGUUCAGUGCUCGGCAGGAGGCCCAGGCUGAGUCUCAGAAGAAGGAGGAGAAAAUCAAAGAGUUGGAAGCACAAAUCCAGGCCCUGCUGACCCAGGUAAUGACACCAGUAGAGAAAGGGGGUCUUGACGGCCCCCCCCCACCUCCGCCCCCACCCGGCGGGUGCCCUCCACCUCCUCCCCCGCCUCCGCCCCCUCCUGGGCAUGCCUCAUUGCUGCCACCACCCCCGCCACCUCCAGGUGGAGGGCCACCCCCACCUCCCCCUCCACCUGGGUGUGGACCACCACCACCUCCGCCCUUCCCCGGGGCACCGGGCAUCCCUCCACCUCCUAUGAUGGCCCCGCCAGUCAUCAAGCUGCCUUAUGGACUGGAGCCCAAGAAGACUUACAAACCAGAGGUCGUCAUGAAGAGGGUCAACUGGUCUAAGAUAGUGCCUCAGGAAAUGGCAGAGAAUUGCUUCUGGAUCAAAGUCAAAGAGGAGAGGUUUGAGAACGAAGACCUCCUUGCCCAGCUCUCCCACAGCUUUUCCUCCAGGACCAAAGUGAAAAAGGAGGUGGAUGAGACGGACAACAAGGCGACGCAGUUCAAGAAAAAAGCGAAGGAGCUGCGAAUCUUGGAUGGCAAGACGGCGCAGAAUUUGUCAAUUUUCCUGGGCUCGUUCCGGCUGCCUUAUGAAGAGAUCCGGGAUAUUGUUCUAGAGGUGGAUGAGGAGAGGCUGAGUGAAUCGCUGAUCCAGAACCUGAUAAAGAACCUACCAGAGCAGAAGGAACUGAGCGCACUGGCAGAACUCAAGAGCGAGUACGAGGAGUUGUGUGAGCCAGAGCAAUUUGGCAUUGUGAUGAGCUCUGUGAAGCUGCUACGCUCACGCCUUAAUGGCAUCCUCUUCAAGCUGACCUUUGAAGAGCAGGUGAACAACAUCCGGCCGGACAUAAUGAACGUGACGUUCGCCUGUGAGGAGGUGAAGAAGAGCGACAGCUUUAGCAAGCUGCUGGAGAUGGUGCUGCUGGUUGGCAACUACAUGAACGCUGGCUCCCGGAAUGCCCAGACCUUCGGCUUCCACAUCAGCUUCCUAUGCAAGCUUCGGGACACUAAAUCGGCUGACCAAAACACAACACUUCUCCACUUCCUGGCCGAAAAGUGUGAAGAGAAGUACCCAGAAAUCCUGAGGUUCCCCGAAGAGCUGGAGCAUGUGGACAGUGCUAGCAAAGUUUCUGCCGAGAUCCUGAAAAGCAGUCUCAGCACCAUGGAGCGACACAUUCAGAGACUAGAAAACGACAUAGAAAACUUCCCCAAGACGGACAACGAGAAGGAUAAGUUUGUGGAAAAACUGUCUAGCUUCUCCAAGCAUUCGCGGGAGCAGUACGAGAAGCUGUCCAACAUGCACAAGAACAUGCAGAAGCUGUACGAGAGCCUGGGGAGCUACUAUGCCUUCGACCCCCACACUGUCAGCAUCGAGGACUUCUUUGGUGACCUGGCCAACUUCCGUACCCUCUUUUUAGAAGCGCUGAAGGAGAACCACAAGAAGAGGGAGAUGGAGGAGAAGAUCAAGAGGGCCCGACUGGCGAAGGAGAAAGCGGAGCGCGAGAAGCUGGAGCGCCAGCAGAAGAAAAAGCAGUUGAUUGACAUGAACAAAGAGGGAGGUGAGAAUGAGACCGGUGUGAUGGACAGCCUGAUGGAGGCCCUGCAGUCUGGAGCGGCCUUCCGCGACCGCCGAAAACGAACCCCGCGCAACGGUGAUCAAAGUCCAUCCAGUCCUUCGUCUCGGUGGCCGGGUGCUAACCAUGACAACCGACGCGUGGUCUUGGAAAGGUCUCGCUCACGCCACGCCGCAAACCCCCAAGCUCGAUGAUGGCCCGAGCUUACCAGAAGACGUUAGACAAGUGCCAAAGAGGCCUGCGUGGAGACUCUGAGGAUGUCUUGUAGACGGGAUGGACCCUAGCCAUGUGGCACAUCCAGACACAUGUACACACACACAUAUAUAUACAUACAAACACACACAGAACGUAUAAUUGUACACACACUUCCAUAUACAAACCCACUGCCAGCUCCUUAAGACAGAACUGAGGAGCUCUGACAACAUCAUAUUGUUUGACCGCCUUACAUAUUUAUUCACUACUUUCUCAAGGCUUUACAUGUAUAUGACUGUCUGGAGCUUGGGUUGUUUAGACGCUUUGGUUGUUUGAAAACAAUAUUUUUAUUUUGGAUGUCUAUGUUGUUGGGUCCCCCCCCAUUUUUUAAAUGAACUCUUUUCAUGCUUGGCCACACAAUUGCCCUUUAGGUUCACAGAACUUUAGUAUAGCUUUCACGACCCUAUUGAACACUGCCACCCCUGUCCUUUCCUCUGUGGUCACCUCCUUUGGAUGGAUGCAGUUUUCAAGUAUGAAAUGUAAGUAGUAAUGUAGCUAGAUAAUAGACUUACUGCCAGAAAAGACUGACAGCAUUAUAUUAUAGGUUUAUCUGCACAACGUUUUUUUCACUAACCACUUCAAAAUGUUCCUUAUUUUUGCUUGUAUUCAACACAUCCAGUUAUUGACUGUCACCGCUGGUCGAAAAAGUAUGUUUCUGUGAUUUUGUUUUUUUCUUUCCCCGCAUCAAACCAUUUCAUAUCUCACAAUCGCGCAUUAGUGAUCUUUAGAGUAUAUGACUGAAUUCUCCAUAUUAUGUGGAAAAGAGAGCCAUGUAUUUAUUGUUUUUGGUGUUUUUCAGUCCCUCCGAUUUCAAAUUCCUCCUAAGGCACUAUAAAGCUGUUCACCUUAUUGUGCGUGAAAUCUGAAAUGUAUCUAGAUGAUCUCCCAAAUAGCUAUCAAGAGUUAACAUACUUAACCAUCAGCAGUCAAACUUUUGAAUGAACUUCUGUCAUUAGCAUGCUAAGCCAUUUGCUUGUCAGAGAUGGAAAGACACGUUAAGGUUUUGAGGACGGUAGCAACCUUUGGUUUUAGUGUGUUCAUAUUUUUCUCAUGUAUUCGUUUUUUCAGAAGCUAUUCUAUGAAAGGCCCUGUUCUGUGUGGUCAGUGCUAAGUGCUCUUCGGUUACAAAAAAAAAUCUGCUAACUGCAGUAUAACCUGCACUGUCUUUCACAGUCAUUUGUCGACAUGUCACAUUAAAACAAAAUGACCAUAUCAAAGGGAAAAAAAGUCAAAUUAAUCUAGGCUAGUUCGGUCAACCUGGAAAAGAAAGCUGUGAGCAUUGUGACCACAGUAAGGAGCCACUUUAGGUGAACUUAUUUGCACCACAUAUUUAUUCCCAUAAUCACCAUAAUCACCUAAAGCCUGCUUGUCCCUUACAUGUCUGACUAGAAAGAAGAUGCGAGAGAGAGAGAUAUCCGCUUUGCCCCAUAAGGAAAGCGUAGCCAUUAUAUUCAGGCUCUAUGCAGAUAUUAUGGUGGCUGUCUUGGUAAGGGAAAGCUUGCCCUAGCCUGCACCACUGCUUAUGGCAUGAGUAACCGCUUGUCAUAAUAUUACCCUAGCCCUGCCGGCGUGAAUGUGUGCAGCAAAUCAACCCCUCCCCGAGAUCGGAACAGAAGCUCUGGAGAAUAGCGACCCACCGUGCUUGACUUAUGGCUGAGUAGAUGAAGUUGCCGUUUAAACAUUCUGCCAAACGAGGUGCGAGAUGAACCGGUUCGCCGCGCUUCUCGUCUUUGAAGCCUUGGAGGCCAAGUUUAAUCAAUUCGAUCUAUCUGUUAAUUCUAUUCAUACAGUUCAAGGUGCAUGAGAGUCACCUGGGAGAAGUGGGCAUAUUCAAGAAAGGCAAUGAGUCCUGUAAUGUAUAUGUAAGACGAGGUCGUGAAGUUAGAGAAGCUUCGUCCUGAGGGGCACAGCUUUUCUAUGCCCAGUGCAGUACUUUUGACCAGAACCAUGUGUGACCAGGUGAAAAGUAGCGUACUAUAUAUGGAUAUAUAGGAUAUAUAUAUAUAUAUAUAUAUAGGGAUUAUGUUUCCAUUUGGGAUACGGUCUGAAACACUGAAAGGGCACCAUCUUCACAAAGGAGUGGAUUAACCACAGAUCUGGCUUCUUGCAACACAUCACAUACACAAGAGAUCCAGCACUGCCAAAGGCGCUCUUUUUUUUCCUUUUCUUUUUUGAAUUAAAAACUGCCCCUUGUGCUCAAUUCUACCAUCACACAGGAUGCAAACUACUGUUUCCUUAACACUCCUUUUCUUGAACACCCACCCAUGCAACACUAUGUACGAUGUCCAUACCCAAGGCAUUUGAUUUGUAACGUACCCCAGCUACACAACAUACUCUGUGAAAUUCUGGGAUGAGAGGAAUGCUCCUGACUCCUCUUUUGGGUUUAUUCAAUUUAGUUUCUUUGUAUAAUUACACUGAUAAAUUGUUGUUUUAUCCUCCUUUAAUCAAAUGUAUUUUUUUGACAUGUGCCAAGUUUGUAUUCAAAACAUGAAGAACUGUUACAGAAAGGUGACUGGAUACUCAGUUUAGAUGUUUUGUUUUUGUAUUCAUCAAAGGGAUAGAUAUCUCUCCUAGUGAAGUGACAUCAUAGCUAAGUUUAUACAGAAUGAAAUUUAGAUUUUUACCCUGGUAGCAAACUCUAAAAAGAAGUUAAAUCAUCUCUUAAAUAGUUCAUUGACCCAUUGAAAAUAGCGAAUUGUGACAUGAUUACACCUAAUAGAAAAUAAUUUCCAUGCAAAUAUCAUCUAAUAACAUUUCAAAAUGCAUACAUAAGAUUUUGAUUUUGUAUUAAAUGUUAAAGUGAAUAUGAACCUACAUUUUUAUUUCAUGGUGUCUGAAGCUACCUCCCCCAAUGUCUGAUUGUUGUAUUUUCCCCCAUAGGCUUGGCCCCAAUAAUCUUGUGUGGUAUAGAUAAUACGUGGCAGUUGGCAAAAACUAUUUUCAGUGGACUAACACAGUGGAGUAUCUUUGAUUGGGCCGAGCCAUCUCAACCUCACCACUCCUUGCCACUAAAGACAGUAUUCCUUCUUGAGAUCUGCUCUACGUUGUCCAUAUCAGGACAACAUUGUUGCUAUUUUUUUUCACCCAAAUCUCCUGUUGAUUAUUUCCAUGAAGGCCAGAACUUUGCGUCAAACGAUCUCAAGUCAGAGGCCUCUGAUAUGGAAAACCAAGCAUAAGAGUUACAUUGGUCAAUAGAGGCAGGAAAUAGGUUAAACUAUUAGGUGCCACUGAUUUGGAGUCAGUUGGUUUCUAACUGGUUCAGGGAGAGAGAUGCAGUUUGGAAACCACAUUCACAUUGACGGUGCACCAACUAUUCUUUUUUGAGCAACAGGAAUGUGUUGAUCUCAAGUUGAUGCUUGCUGCAUUUUUCAGAAACCGAGAGAACUACUUGCAAAUGUCCUUUUAAGCAAAUUGUUUAUUACUGCUACAUUUACAAGUACUGUAUCUCACACAUUCUUUGUGUACUAUAAUUUGCCAAUGAAAAAACAUGAAUGAAGUGAAAAUAAAUAACAAUGUUAACAUGAUGUAUGCUGCCAUAUCCCUGCCUACCCUCUGAUUUGAUCACAUUGACUAUUUUAUUUUAAGUUUAUUAGUAUCCAUAAGAUGAAAAAAAGGAUGUACACUGUUCCUACAUUGAGUAUGUAAUGGAAUAUCAUACUAAUAAUAACCAAUUUAUUAUAU
Messenger RNA from Esox lucius (northern pike), 7495 nucleotides. RefSeq names its product diaphanous-related formin 2 (gene diaph2). Gene Ontology annotation, cellular component: cytoplasm; actin filament. Gene Ontology annotation, molecular function: small GTPase binding; actin binding; microtubule binding. The record is from RefSeq and is a predicted model, not a curated record. The coding region runs from base 445 to 3756 and encodes 1103 amino acids. Lineage: Eukaryota; Metazoa; Chordata; Actinopteri; Esociformes; Esocidae. Gene Ontology annotation, biological process: actin filament polymerization; actin cytoskeleton organization. The transcript has 29 exons.